AUGGGGGACGGCCGGGUGUUGGAUCCUGCUAUCAUCAAGGAUCUCAGCAACCACAUCUAUGAGAAGCGCAAAGCCACUGCGUUUCAGAUUGAGCUGUUCACCAAGUCGGCAUUAUCCCGCAAUGAGUCCCAGACCAUUUACAAGAUCAUUGACGAGCUUAGUGAGCUCACCAACCUGGGAACAAACCUGGCCAAGAUGGGAGCGAUAACUGCUCUAGGCAGUGUGCUGGUGGCAUUGGGUAGCAUUGCGAUUGCCUACUUCUUGGACAAGAUCAUCAAGCCGAUCUUUGCCACGUUUAAAGAUACUGAUGCCCGUGUACGCUACUACGCCUGCGAAUCCUUGUACAAUAUCGCCAAAAUCGCUCGAGGAGAAAUCCUUGUCUACUUUAAUGAGGUGUUUGACAUUCUUCUGAUAUUGGUAACCGACUCAGAACUGCUGGUAAAGAACGCCGCUGACAUUUUGGACCGACUCAUUAAGGAUAUCGUCAGUGCCAAGGCUACCAAUUAUGUGCUGAUUAUAUACCAAAAAGAGCCAGUGACGGAGAUUACAAGCCACUUGGUUGACGCCAAUGGGGUAGCUAUUCAGGUCAAUCACCCUCAAGAUGCUAAAAAGGCAUUUUCCUUGCCCAAGUUUAUCCCCACACUUUUGGAACGCAUGUACGUAUUGGAUCCCUAUUGCAAGAAGUUCAUGUUGCUGUGGCUCGAGUUGUUAGACGAUAUCCCUACACUCGAACUCAUUUCGUUUCUCCCGACGUUUUUGGAACCACUCAUCAAAUUCUUGAUGAACAACGCCCCCGAUGAUGUUCGAAUGGACACUGAAAACAUGCUCAAUCAGUUUUUAGUUGAAAUGCAAGGAAUUGCUCGGGUACGUCAUGAAAAACGAAGAAAGCAACGCGAUACCCUUAGGUUGAAGGAAAAGGGAGAGAAACCGGAAAAUGACAAGGAUGGCAGUACAGAACAUGAAGUUGACAAUGAGGCAGAAACUGUAACUGAGAAACAAGCGGAGAAGGAGAAACUGACUGACAAUGAUAAGUUGGAAAUUGGUAAGGCCAAAGCUAACGACAAAACAAAGACCACCGAUAAAGACAAAGAGUCAACAAAAGAACAACACAAUGAUCCCAACAAGUCAUUUGAUCUGGCAAUCCUGAACUUAACCACCGUCAUUCAUACGCUGGAAGCCAAACCGGAUCAUAUUGAAGAACCUGAUGACAACGAGAGUCAUGUCGAUGGUGUGGAGGAUGAUGAAAACGAUGAAGAAAAUGACGAAUUUGUAACAGGGCAAGACAUCUAUUUGGAUUAUCCCAAAAUGAUUGAAAUUUUAUUGACGUUCUUGCGCCACUCACCUUCGAUGAAAUUGGCGCCCGUUGAUCUUCUGGGAGAGCCUCAUGACAUUGUUGUAACUAUCCAGGAGAUAAGUUUGACAUGGCUUGAACAAAUCCUCAACAUUAGUCCACUGGGAUUCGUGAAUUUGUUACCUCAGUGUCUCACUAUUAUUAUCAGGAAUAUCGCCACAACUGAACAAGAAAAGGAUUUCGAUCUUCGAAACCUAUUCCUUGGCUUUUCUUCAGCUCUUCAACAAUUUCUUGUUUCACUCAAGGAAUGCAACGACGAAUCACAACUCCAAGGACUCACCCCUGAGCUUUAUGAUGACUUUGUUGAGUCUCAACUUCCACAAUUGAUCAAAACCAUAACCGACAAUUACACCGCCACCAAAAACGAUUUUGGAAAAAUUACUUGCUUAGAAUGGCUUGAGUUUUUAUAUGCUCAAAAUCCAAAGGAGUACAUGACUGUGUUAUCGGACCGACCCUUCAAGCUUGGGGAUCUUUUGAGAUCACUGAGUAAUGAUGUGGCUAGUAAGCUGCUUGAAUUGUUCGCAGUCAUAAGUGAAGAUAAUGAUCUGAUGUUCAACCAGCAAAUCGAGGAUCUUUUGCAUUUCUUCCACACCCAAUAUCAGACCAACAAACCUCGAAUUGAACUUGUCGUACGCAAAUUGUGUACUUGCCUUCCCCUGCAACGCGUCUAUCUGCUGAUUGCUGGAAACUUGAACACUUGGGAGGAUCUUGAUUUUGUUAAUGCUAUGGUUUCCACGCUUAACACUAUCUUAUUGACCCUGAAUGAGCUUGGUGACUUGCGCAAACGGCUCAGAGCCUUGGAUGUGUACAAGAUGGACGACUGGCAAAUAUUUGCCACCUUAUUCCAAAGCUGGUGCCAUCUGGCGACACUGGCACUUUCAUUAUGUUUGCUCACAUCGAACUACGAAUUGGCUUACCUUAUUAUAAAAAAUAUCAGUGAACAAGAAGUGAGUUACCAGUUGUUGAUGCAUUUGGACAUUUUGGUACAGCUUAUCGAACUGCCUAUAUUCCUCAAGCUCCGUAUGCAAUUGUUGGAGCCAGAGAAGCAGCCAUAUCUCUACAAGACGUUGUAUGGACUUUUGAUGAUUUUACCUCAGCUGCUGACAUACUCUACUCUCCAAAACCGUCUCACCCUGGUGGCCACGUUAUUGUCGCUGACAGCGGCUACUGCUACUCCCACACCCGCUGCCACUACCCCGCUGGCAUUACCGCAGCUGACACCACUGCUGUUGCUGAUUCGCAAAAAGCGGAUCUAUGAGAUGCUUGACAAGUUCAUCAAAGUUCAGGAACAACAUGAACAUGCCGACGCCGUCAAAAAGGAGAAAGAGGACAAGGACAAGAAGCAGAAAGGGGCUGUGCCUCGUCGUGAACCUUAG
Messenger RNA from Diutina rugosa, 2727 nucleotides. RefSeq lists its product as uncharacterized. The record is from RefSeq and is a predicted model, not a curated record. Gene Ontology annotation, cellular component: fungal-type vacuole membrane; endosome membrane; PAS complex. Gene Ontology annotation, biological process: phosphatidylinositol biosynthetic process; positive regulation of kinase activity. The transcript has a single exon. NCBI's taxonomy places the organism in Eukaryota, Fungi, Ascomycota, Pichiomycetes, Serinales, Debaryomycetaceae. Bases 1 to 2727 code for a protein of 908 amino acids.